This is a messenger RNA of Stegastes partitus (bicolor damselfish), 1688 nucleotides long. It is a transcript of the gene tspan34b, whose product is annotated as tetraspanin 34b. Lineage: Eukaryota; Metazoa; Chordata; Actinopteri; Pomacentridae. Bases 296 to 1042 code for a protein of 248 amino acids. Gene Ontology annotation, cellular component: plasma membrane. The record is from RefSeq and is a predicted model, not a curated record. The transcript is spliced from 8 exons.
AAUUAUUUUAAAAAACGAGCCGACGGCCGUGUUGCAACUCCCGUAUUCGUCUGCCUCCCUCAUUUGCAUACCACCUGCUUUUCAUUUGUGAAACUUUCCUCGAAAAAAAGCGCAGCAAGCUUCCUCAUUUGUCGCCUCGCAAAAAGCACUCACCCAGAGUUCCACAGAGGUGACACGAGCACCGCGUAAAACGUCCUUGGAGUGGCUGAUGAAAGGCGCAGGGCUCUCCGAGUGUUUGACGAAGAUAAGUCAUUCAGCCUUCAGAGGGUAAAAGGUAGAACUUUCAGCAGCAAUCAUGGGGUGCUUUGGUUUCCUCAAGGGCAUGAUGUUCGUUUUCAAUGGCAUCAUCUUCUUGGCAGGUGCGGCCAUCCUGGGCGUGGGCAUCUGGGUGAAGGUGGACAGCGGCUCCAUCCUCAGCUUUCUUGGGAAAAUAGACAACGCGCCGGCGGAGCUCAGUCAGGUGCUGAAUGUCGGCUACCUGCUGAUAGCCAUAGGGGCGCUGCUGGUCGUCAUCGGCUUCCUGGGCUGCUGUGGAGCCGUCAAAGAGAGCAAGUGUAUGCUGCUGCUGUUUUUCAUCAUAGUCCUGCUGGUCUUCAUAGCGGAGGUAGCCGGCGCUGUGGUGAUUUUGGUUUUCAGGCCGUUGGCAGACGAACUGUUCGUCAAGGUCGGCGAAGCAGCAGUUAAGAACAUCAGGAAGGACUACGGCAAAAAUGCCGAUGUUACGGGACUGUGGAAUACCACGAUGAGCACGUUAAAAUGUUGUGGGUUCUACAACGCGUCAGACUUUGUUGGAUCUCCGUAUUACAACAACAACAACAUGCAAUUCCCGCCGCAGUGCUGUCCGGGCGCCAAAACCCCGUGUGAUCAAAUGUCAGCCAACAACAGCACGACAAUCACCGGUUGCUUCCCGAAGAUCAAGCAGCUGGUUGACGAGAACACGGUGGUCAUCGUGGGCGUGGCGCUGGGCAUCGCCGCUCUGGAGGUCUGUGCAAUGAUCGUCUCAAUGGUCCUCUACUGCAGAAUAAAAUCCACGUUGGCCUGAAUGCAAACCGCCUCGGAAGGAUCCCUUUAAUCACCGGAGUCUUUCUACUUCCUGUGUCGCCUCCUAUAAUUGCCUCACGUCAGGUCUCGUGCAAUCAGAAUUACCGAACGACAUAACAAAUCUAUUUUUGCUACCUUUAAAUCUAAUAGAUUACCAUUUAUGAAUGUAUCUUCUUAUCUUAUUUCUUACGAACACGUCUGUUUAUAAACCUGGCUACUGUGUUCUUCGCCAGUGAUUCCUGUAAAUGUCGUAAAUGAGUGUCGCUGUCUCCGACGCGCGACCAGCUGACGCGGAAUUACACGAAAAGGUUCGAUGUAAUGAUGAAACGGAGGCUGGCGUCGAUGUCGGAGACGGGAUCCACGACUGUGAAUGUUUUCGAUGCAUCUUGUAAAAUAGAAACAGAAGUGAUGCGUUAUUUGUUUGUAAGUUGUUUGUACGGUGAUGGGUUUUGAAAUAAAGUCCAGAUUUUCAGGUCUGUAUUUACAGUAUUUCUCGAUGGGAACGAAGCAGCAAGGUGCAGGUAAAAAAAAUAAUCUGUUUCCUCAUUUAUCACUUGAGAAAGCAAACAAGUCGACGGGAGUUUAGGUUGAGCUGGUUAGACGCCAUUUAUCCGGAACUAUGAAAUAAAACUGUAAGCUUUAAUGUG